Molecule: messenger RNA, 1850 nt
Organism: Microbotryum saponariae
Lineage: Eukaryota; Fungi; Basidiomycota; Microbotryomycetes; Microbotryales; Microbotryaceae
Source: the annotation of a GenBank genome assembly
AUGACGACCGAAUCCGUCAGUCGGGUCAAUGUGUGGCGCAAGACGGAUGCGCUCGCACUCCGACUACGACGAAGGUCAGAUCGCAAUACGCGUCCAACCGCUCGAAAGCAGCGGGCAGACUAAGGCCCUCCUCGUCACCCGCAGACAACUGAUCGGUUCUCGCCAAGUCGCGCUCGAGGUCGUACGACUCUUACGCGAAGUCGUUUCCGCAGCCAAGUUCUCGACCUUCCCUCAACUCGUGCAGCAUCUCAAUGAAAUCGGUCGAAUGCUCCAGGAUGCGGGGCCCAAAGGUGAGCCGCUCAGGACUCUGGCUCUCGUGCUCUUUGACUCGACGCAUCGCCGAGCCGACACGAUAGCGGCCGGGGGCACAGGCCUGGGUCGUGGACACGUCCAGGUCGUCGCACUGGAACAGUAUUGCCCACAUCGAACCUACGCGGGUCUAUGCGCCAUACCUGCAUGGUCCGGUGACAUGGCUUCGUGCUGACCGGCGCUACCCCUCGUCUGUGCGAAUCUCGUCCCCUUCCGACGCAGAACUCGUCAUCACCAACAUGACACGGCGCAUCAUCAUGCUCAUCUCAGAAGAGUACGCCACCGCCCUGUCCAACUUCCUCGCCGACGCGACCUCUUCCUCCGGCCCAGCCACACCCAUGUCGAUCCCACCUACACCCGCCUUGGGUCCCGAGUCGAGCGCCAACGUUUCCUUCUUCAACGAACGUGACCUGUCCGGACCUUCGCGCGGUGGCCGACAAGGCUCGAUGCUCGGAAGCAUGUUUGAUCUUCUGGGCCACAAGCCUGCAUCCCCUUCGACGUCGGCUUGGGGUUCGGCAGGUCUCGCCAGCCCCGGAUUGGCCACGACCUCGGCGUUCGCCGCCUCUCAGCCUCUCUCGGCUCUGUCGACACCCACCUCGUCCAAGAACGCGUCGCCUACGACCUCCCCCUCAGCUUCCGUCAUCCUCCAACGCCCCGUCCUUUCCCUUCGAGCUCCCUCACUCGCGACCCCGCCCCUCCCCCAUGUCCAGAUCGCGCUCGAGGACGACUUUUCCAAAAAGAGCUUUAGCCUCAAACCCGUCUUUAUCGAAGCGAUCCAAGAACUUAUGGACGAGGUCGAGUUCACCUAUCGAUCCGUAGGCGAACAAUCGAUCGACCACAUCCAUUCGGGCGAAACGAUCUUGACGCUUGGGCACUCGCAAACGGUCCUGUCGUUCCUCAAAGCCGCUUCUCGCAAACGCAAAUUCACCGUCCUCGUCGCUGAAACGGCCCCCUCGUACUCGGGUCGUCAGACCGCUCUCGCCUUAUCCCAACAUGGUAUCCCGACGAUCCUCAUUCCCGACUCCAACAUCUUCGCCCUCCUCCCACGAUGCUCCAAAGUCCUCUUGGGACCUCAUCUCGUCCUAGCCGAUGGUGCCCUCCUCUCCAUCGCCGGAAGUCUCCCCCUAGCCCUCGCCGCCAACAGAAUGAGGGUCCCCGUCGUGAUCGUUGGUGGGAUGUUCAAAUUCUCCCCCGUUUACUUGGGGGAAGUCGAUUGGGGGAUUUGGGAUUUGGGGUCCCCGCAAGAAGUGUUGGAUGCGUCGGAUGCGAAGAAGAAGAUGCCGACUUCGACUGUGGGAGGGGAGGAUGCGGGCGAUGAGACGGAGGUGUUGAACCCUUAUUAUGAUGUCGUACCGGCGGAAUUGGUCAGCCUUUAUAUCACCAACUUGUACGUCUUUUCGUGGGCUGGGUCCAACCUUUGAUGCAGAUAUGGGAUACACUCGGAGCUAAUGCGUUGUUUUGUUCAUCCUUGCAGGGGGGGUCAUCCGAGCUCAUUGCUGUACCGGUUGUUGAACGAGACGUACGGCGGGGCAACAGCAUAG